UUAUAGACACACGAUGACAUAUCAAGAAAUUAUAAAUUUUAGCAAUGUCAUAUAACCCAAAUUAAUGAAUGCGUAGGUUAAUGAAUGAGUCAAUGACCACGCACAUAACACCAUAGUGGGGAAAGGCAGGACCAAAAGACCGGUCCAAAGGUUUGGAACCAUGCAAAAUGGUAAUGAUACUCUCUCCAUAGUCUCAAACUUUUCUUCAGUCCAGUCCAACUUCAAAGGAUCCGUAUUCCCAGCCUGUAACAGUGGCACGCCCCUUUUCCAACUCUAUAAGUACCCUCCUCCCCUGUCACUACCGCACUCACCAAGCUCACACGCUGGCAACUGUUUGGAGGAGGAGCUAAGGCAGCCGAGCAGGUGAGGACAUGGAGAGCACGGACGUGUGCCGCGGAGGCGAGAAGCGCGAGCUGGCCUCGGAGCUGGCCCAGGUGCUCGCCAUGGUGAGGGAGCUGGAGGCGCGCAUGGACCAGGACCUGCCGGCGGCCGCGAGGGAGCUCUGCGGGGCGCUGGCGUCCUCCGUCGACAGGUCCAUCCGCAUCGCCAGUUCAUGGGGCUGCCCGGGGCCGGACUCGCCGCCGUCCGCCGACGGGAGCCCGCGCCGCGACGGCGCCCAGAACCCGGCCGGCGGCGGCAAUGCCGGCAAGGACGCCCGGCUCAAGAGGAGGAAAGGGAUGCCCUGUGUGAGGAGGCAGAUGCGGGUGACGACGGUGCAGGACAUGGCGUCCCUGGACGACGGGCUCAGCUGGAGGAAGUAUGGGCAGAAGGACAUUCUUGGCGCCAAAUAUCCCAGAGCCUACUUCAGGUGCACGCACCGGCACACGCAGUCCUGCCUCGCGACCAAGCAGGUGCAGCGCGCCGACGGCGACCCGCUGCUCUACGACGUCGUGUACCACGGCGCGCACACCUGCGUCCAGGCCGCGCACCCCAGCGCAGAGCCGCUGCAGCCUGCAGGGCAUGCCGGCCAGGAGCAGAGCUCGCUGCUUGAGCUGGAAAGUGAGGGCCUUCAGGCCGGCCUAGAGCCUUCCAUGUCCUUGUUAGGCUACACGCCGGUCGGCACCGACGGUGGCGACUGCUUCCCGCUCCUCUCACCGACGAGCUUGGAGCACCAGCUUAGGAGAAGCCACGCAGCAGGCGGGCUCGGGGUUGGCAUGGACUUCGAGCCUCAGUUCGAAGAGUUCUUCCCGAAUCCCACCGAGCCCUUCCAAUGGGAGUUUCAGGACCUGUUCGCUGCCAAUUAGCUUCCAACGCCAUGUUGCACGUACGGUAGUUGUACUGAACUUCGGCAUUAGUAUCAGCUUCAGAGUUCAGACUCUCGUGAACUUUUCUGCAAUUCUGCUACUACCUACAGGCUACAGCUGGGUGCUAUUCGGCGCAUUCGCCUUGUCCAUGGCAAACCAUGACUUCACAGUUGGGAAAUAUGCAACCAGAGGAAGUCAAAACCGUUAUACCCAGGCCAUCUGAAUCAAAAUUGAAUCAAAGAUUCAGACCUGGUGAACAUAGAAUGCUUACGGUGCAAUUACCAUA
This is a messenger RNA of Phragmites australis (common reed), 1530 nucleotides long. RefSeq names its product transcription factor WRKY19-like. Gene Ontology annotation, biological process: regulation of DNA-templated transcription. The transcript has 3 exons. The record is from RefSeq and is a predicted model, not a curated record. Gene Ontology annotation, molecular function: DNA-binding transcription factor activity; transcription cis-regulatory region binding. Bases 372 to 1244 code for a protein of 290 amino acids. NCBI's taxonomy places the organism in Eukaryota, Viridiplantae, Streptophyta, Magnoliopsida, Poales, Poaceae. Gene Ontology annotation, cellular component: nucleus.